UGUCCUCCUCUUUUGUGGCUUUUGGAGAUAGGAUCAGUCGUACUUCUUAUUCAUUCUGAUUUUCUGAUCAACAUCCAAUUUCAAUGGCGGCUAACUGUUCCUCUCUUACACCCUCGCCAAUGGCUCUUUCCGGUGGCUCCGCCACCUCCUCCGCCACUCCUCGUCUCCUUUCACUUUCUCCAACUACCUCCGCCAGACCUUCGUCCCUCUCAUUCCAUUUCCUCUCUUCGUCCUCUUCUGUCGCUGCAUCUCUCAAAUGCCUCAAAUUAUCUCAUCAGAAACGAACAAAGCUUCAUUCGUCCAGUGGUGACUUCGGCGCAGUGGUUACCACGAAAUGCUUUGCAUCUAACCCUGAUCAGCUCAAGUCUGCUAGAGAAGACAUUAAAGAACUCCUCAAGACUACCUACUGUCAUCCUAUUAUGGUUCGCCUAGGAUGGCAUGAUGCUGGAACUUACAAUAAGAAUAUUGAAGAAUGGCCUCAAAGAGGUGGAGCUAAUGGAAGUUUAAGGUUUGAUGUUGAACAGAAACACGCAGCCAAUGCUGGGCUUGUAAAUGCUCUCAAGCUUCUCCAGCCUAUCAAAGACAAGUAUGCAACCAUAACUUAUGCAGACUUGUUCCAAUUAGCAAGUGCUACAGCUAUUGAGGAGGCUGGAGGUCCCAAGAUUCCUAUGAAGUAUGGACGUGUUGAUGUUUCUUCACCUGAUCAAUGUCCAGAAGAAGGGAGACUCCCAGAUGCGGGCCCACCUUCACCUGCUUCUCACUUGCGUGAUGUUUUCUACAGAAUGGGAUUGAAUGAUAAGGAAAUAGUUGCAUUAUCCGGGGCCCACACUUUGGGGAGAUCCAGACCUGAACGCAGUGGCUGGGGAAAGCCAGAGACUAAAUAUACGAAAGAAGGGCCUGGAGCCCCAGGGGGACAAUCUUGGACUGAAAAGUGGCUAAAGUUUGAUAAUUCCUACUUCAAGGACAUUAAAGAAAGAAGAGAUGAAGAUCUAUUAGUUUUGCCUACGGAUGCUGCCCUUUUUGAUGAUCCAUCAUUUAAGGUAUUUGCUGAGAAAUAUGCAGAAGAUGAAAAAGCAUUUUUUGAUGACUAUGCUGAAGCACAUGCUAAACUCAGCAACCUUGGAGCUAAGUUUGAUCCUACCGAGGGGUUUUCAAUUAAUGAUGAACCUGCAGCAGCAGUACCUGAGAAAUUUGUAGCAGCCAAGUACUCAUCCGGAAAGGAUUAAGAUACACAACAACUAUCUUGUUUUGUUAAGGAAUAAAUUUAAAAUAAUACAAGAAUGCAAUGCAAUGAAGCAAUGCUGAAAUGUUAAUAAUGGAGAUGGUAAGUUGAAAUAUUUGAAUUUGCAGAGAGAGCUUUCAGAUAACAUGAAGCAGAAGAUUCGUGCAGAAUAUGAAGCUGUUGGAGGAAGCCCUGAUAAGCCUCUUCAGUCGAACUAUUUUCUCAAUAUUAUCAUUGUCAUUGCUGUUUUGGCACUUUUGACAUCUCUACUUGGGAACUGAUUCGGUUUUUUUUUUGUUCCAUUUUUUUUUAAUUAUUUAUAGAGUUUGUGUUUAUAUUUUGGUUUUGGCUUUCCUUGAGAGUGUGUAGAGAUGCAAUGAUUGACUGAUAUAGUUGUUUACUGUGAGUAUUUUUAAUGUUGUCCAUUUUCGUA
Molecule: messenger RNA, 1655 nt
Organism: Lactuca virosa
Lineage: Eukaryota; Viridiplantae; Streptophyta; Magnoliopsida; Asterales; Asteraceae
Source: the annotation of a GenBank genome assembly